GAAGGUGAGGCGGCGGCGCGCGCUAGGGAAAGGUGUGGCGACGGCGUGCGAUCGGGGAAGGGAACGCGGCGGCGCGUGCAGGGCUACGCGACGCCCUCUGCGCGUCUCCGUCAGGAGGAGGCGUUUCCAUCAGCCACCUCGCUCCAAGCACGCUCUGCUUGGCUGCCCCUCCGGUUUGGCCUUGUGCAAAUGGACGCAAGCAGGUCCAAUUUGGCUGGUGGCUCGAAUCCAUCACAAUUUGCUAAUGUUGAAUCUUGGAACUUUGAUGGAUGUUAUUACAACAUCAUGGAUGAUGAGAAUUUACAACAUAAUGCAGAUGUGCAUGAGGUUCAAGGGCUGCCCUCAGACGAUGUCGAAGUACACAGUACAAGUGCAACAAAGAAAGUAGCUAGGAGAGCGAAGAACUUCAGUCAUCAAGAGGAUGAGGUUAUAUGUUCUGCUUGGAUAAAUGGUAGCCAAGAUGCAAUAAUUGGAAUGAAUCAAACGAGUGGUGGCUAUUGGAAGCGUUUUGCUGAUUACUAUGACAAGUACAAGCCUGAAGGAUCACAAAGGACACAAAUAGCUAUACAACACAUGUGGAAGACAAUUCAGAAGGAAGUGAACAAGUUUUGUGCGUACUUGUCUAAAAUAGAGCAUCGAAAUGAGAGUGGGAAAGUGGCAGAAGAUAGGCUGAAGAUGCCAUGAAAAUGUUUGAGGGAUUACAAAAUCAUCCUUUCCAAUUCACACAUUGCUGGAUAUUAUUGAGAAAUGAAAGAAAGUGGUGUGAAAGGUCUACUGUAACAAGACCAGGGAGGGUCGUAAAUGAAGAUCAACCCUAGAACAUGGUCCCUUCUGGUGAACCUGAGGUUACAAUACGUCCCGAAGUGACUCAUGCAAGAGGAAGCGAGGGAACAAAAACACUGCACCUACUGAUUCCACUACUUGUGUUGAAGUGCUUGAGUGUAUGACCAAGAACCGUGAGCUUGUCGAGGUUAAACGUGAUGAGCAAUACAGGGAGCUACUUGCACGCAGGGACCGUGAGCUUGAUUUGAAGGAACAAGAGAUGGAGUUCAAGAUCAUGGCUGUGAACAUUGACGACGUGCCGGAGGAUAAGCGAGCUUACUACCUGAACCUGCAACAAAGGAUUAUGGAGAAGAGUCACAGAAACAACAAUAGUUCCACUUAGAAUUUAAUGAUGUUUCACAAUGAACUUUAUGGUGGAAUCUUUAUCUAUGCUAUUUAAAUUCUGCAAGUUGUAAUAGUCAAAACUAUUUGAAAGAUAACUAUGUACCUUUUUUUGGAAAUUUGUUCUUGAUAUUUGACUGAAUAAUAUGUGUACAAUGGGAAGUUGUAUGUGCAUCUGAAUGGUUGUU
Molecule: messenger RNA, 1352 nt
Organism: Zea mays
Lineage: Eukaryota; Viridiplantae; Streptophyta; Magnoliopsida; Poales; Poaceae
Exons: 4
Coding region: 190-684 (164 amino acids)
Source: RefSeq, marked validated